This is a messenger RNA of Carlito syrichta (Philippine tarsier), 5484 nucleotides long. Its product is annotated as KIAA1217 ortholog. Bases 99 to 5465 code for a protein of 1788 amino acids. The record is from RefSeq and is a predicted model, not a curated record. Lineage: Eukaryota; Metazoa; Chordata; Mammalia; Primates; Tarsiidae. Gene Ontology annotation, cellular component: cytoplasm. The transcript is spliced from 19 exons.
AGACAAGAAGCCCCAAACUGUCUCACAGUCCUCAACCUCCCAGUCUGGGCGACCCGGUCGAGCACUUAUCAGAGACAUCUGCUGAUUCUUUGGAAGCCAUGUCUGAGGGGGAUGCUCCCAGCCCAUUUUCCAGAGGCAGCCGGACUCGCGCGAGCCUUCCCGUGGUGAGGUCCACCAACCAGACGAAAGAAAGAUCUCUGGGGGUUCUCUAUCUCCAGUAUGGAGAUGAAACCAAGCAGCUCAGGAUGCCGAAUGAAAUCACAAGUGCAGACACAAUCCGUGCUCUCUUUGUAAGUGCCUUUCCUCAGCAGCUCACCAUGAAAAUGCUGGAGUCACCCAGUGUCGCCAUUUACAUCAAAGAUGAAAGCAGAAAUGUCUAUUAUGAAUUAAAUGAUGUAAGGAACAUUCAAGACAGAUCGCUCCUCAAAGUGUACAACAAGGAUCCCGCACAUGCAUUUAAUCACACACCAAAAACUAUGAAUGGAGACAUGAGGAUGCAGAGAGAAAUUGUUUAUGCCAGAGGAGAGGGGGCCUCUCGCCCUGGGUCCACGGCUCAUCCGCCCCAUGCGAUUCCGAACUCCCCACCGUCCACUCCUGUGCCCCACUCCAUGCCUCCCUCCCCGUCCAGAAUCCCCUAUGGGGGCACCCGCCCCAUGGUUGUUCCUGGCAACGCCACCCUCCCCAGGGACAGACUCUCCAGCCUGCCAGUCUCUAGACCCAUCUCCCCAAGCCCCAGCGCCAUCUUAGAAAGAAGAGAUGUCAAGCCGGAUGAAGACAUGAGUGGCAAGAACAUCGCGAUGUACAGAAACGAGGGCUUCUACGCCGAUCCUUACCUCUAUCACGAGGGUCGCAUGAGCAUAGCCUCGUCCCACGGUGGGCACCCCCUGGACGUCCCUGAUCACAUCAUCGCAUACCACCGCACCGCCAUUCGCUCGGCGAGUGCCUAUUGUAACCCCUCUUUGCAAGCAGAGAUGCAUAUGGAGCAGUCGCUGUACAGACAGAAAUCAAGGAAAUAUCCAGACAGCCACUUGCCGACGCUGGGCUCCAAAACGCCCCCUGCCUCUCCUCACCGAGUCAGUGACCUGAGGAUGAUAGACAUGCACGCCCAUUAUAACGCCCAUGGGCCUCCCCACACCAUGCAGCCGGACCGGGCCUCGCCCAGCCGCCAGUCCUUUAAAAAGGAGCCGGGCACCUUGGUGUAUAUCGAAAAACCACGGAACACUCCAGGAUUAUCCGGCCUUGUGGACCUCGGCCCUCCUCUAGUUGAGAAGCAAGUUUUUGCUUACAGCACAGCUACCAUACCCAAAGACAGAGACACCAGAGAGAGGAUGCAAGCCAUGGAGAAACAGAUUGCCAGUUUAACUGGCCUUGUUCAGUCUGCGCUUUUUAAAGGGCCCAUUACAAGUUAUAGCAAAGAGGCAUCUAGUGAGAAAAUGAUGAAAACCGCAGCCAGUAGGAGCCACACAGACGGCGCAGGAACUCCCCAUGUGGCUGGCGGGAAGACCCUCGGCGCCCUGGAGUCCCCGGCGCCCCCUGGCCAGCGUCCGCCCGCAGGCACCCCGGCCCUCCACAUGAGCCUGCUUGACAUGAGGCGGAGCGUGGCGGAACUCAGGCUCCAGCUCCAGCAGAUGCGGCAGCUCCAGCUACAGAACCAGGAGCUGCUGAGGGCAAUGAUGAAGAAGGCUGAGCUGGAAAUCAGCAGCAAAGUGGUGGAAACCCUGAAGAGGCUGGGGGAUCCUGUGCAGCGACAGCGCGUCCUGGUGGAGCAGGAGAGGCAGAAAUACCUCAUCGAGGAAGAGAAGAUCGUCAAGAAGUUAUGUGAGCUGGAAGACUUUGUCGAAGACUUGAAGAAGGACUCCACGCUAGCUGCCCGAGUGCUUACUUUAAAAGAUGUGGAAGAUGGGGCUUUCCUCCUGCGGCAGGUGGGCGAGGCUGUAGCCACCCUGAAAGGAGAAUUUCCAACCUUGCAAAACAAGAUGCGAGCCAUCCUGCGCAUUGAGGUGGAGGCUGUGCGGUUUCUGAAAGAGGAGCCGCACAAGCUGGACAGUCUCCUGAAGCGUGUGCGCAGCAUGACAGACGUCCUGACCAUGUUGCGGAGGCAUGUCACCGAUGGGCUCCUGAAAGGUACAGACGCAGCCCAAGCCGCACAGUACGUCGCCAUGGAGAAGGCCACAGCUGCAGAAGUCCUGAAGAGCCAGGAGGAGGCAGCCCACGCCUCCGGCCAGCCUCCACAUGGCACAGGAGUCCCCGGCGAUGUGAAGUCGGAAGUGGUGCCCUUGUCCGGCAUGACGGUUCACCACGUGCAGAGCUCCCCUGUGGUCAUUCAGCCCUCCCAGCACUCUGUGGCCCUGCUGAACCCUGCCCAGAACUUGCCUCACACGACCAGCCCCCCAACUGCCCCCCAAGAAGUAACCUCCACCCUGCAAUCGGCACAGAUUCCGCAGUCCCCACAGACGCCCAUGAAUGGGACCGCCAUGCAGAGCCUGUUCAUUGAGGAAAUCCACAGCGUGAGUGCCAAGAACAGGGCAGUGUCUAUUGAGAAAGCAGAAAGGAAAUGGGAAGAAAAAAGGCAAAAUUUGGACCACUAUAACGGGAAAGAGUUUGAGAAGCUCUUAGAGGAAGCUCAGGCCAAUAUCAUGAAGUCAAUACCAAACCUGGAGAUGCCACCAACCUCAGGCCCACUUCCAAAGGGAGAUGCCCCAGUGGACAAGCUAGAACUUUCAGAAGACUCUCCAAAUUCAGAACAGGACUUGGACAAGCUGGGGGGAAAGUCACCUCCUCCUCCUCCCCCACCCCCUCGGCGAAGCUACCUGCCAGGAUCGGGGCUCACCACCACGAGGUCAGGGGAUGUGGUCUACACUGGCAGAAAGGAGAACACCACUGCUAAGGCAAGCAAUGAAGACGCUGGACCGAGCCCACAGACCAGAGCCACAAAAUGUCCAGCAGAGGAGCCUGCUUCCGGAUGGACUCCACCCCCACCCCCCAUCACUACCUCCUCCUCAAAGGACGAGGAGGAAGAAGAAGAAGGAGACAAAAUAAUGGCAGAACUCCAGGCAUUCCAGAAGUGUUCCUUUAUGGAUGUAAAUUCAAACAGUCAUGCUGAGCAGUCCCGGGCUGACAGUCACGUUAAAGACACUAGGCCGGGCGCCACAGUCCCACCCAAGGAGAAGAAGAAUUUGGAAUUUUUCCAUGAAGAUGUACGGAAAUCUGAUGUUGAAUAUGAAAAUGGUCCCCAAAUGGAAUCCCGAAAGGUUACCACAGGGGCCCUGAGACCUAGUGAACUUCCCAAGUGGGAAAGAGGAGUGGAGAAUAAUCUUUCUGAUGCACCAAGAAUAUCAGACUAUAAGCCUGACAUCUUCAUGAAGGAAAAUGCCACAUUCAGUAUGAGUUUACUCAGAGACAGCAGAAACUAUUCCCAGAAAAAUGUGCCUAACGUCAAUUUCAGCUUCUCUGGCAUUAGUUCGUUAGAUGAUGAAAUAAACAAAGGGCCUAAAGUCUCCCUACCUGACUCUGAGACUCCGAAGCUGAACCACGGAAGGACAAAAGAGACAGGUCGGCAAGGACAAGAAAAUUCAGAGAAGGGUCACAUUUCCUCUCCCACCAGAUCCACGGAAUCGAGUGUACGUGGUGUCAAAACACAAGAUCAGGAGGUUCUCAGGACAGAUUUUGGCCAAGUCGUUCUAAGACCCAAGGGAGCUAGGCCUGCUCGUAUGAACCCUCAUGAGGACGGAGCAUCAACUCCAAGUUCUCCCCCUGAAGAAAAUGCAGCUCCUGACAACAUUGCCUUCAUGAUUACCAAAACCACUGUGCAGGUCCUCUCCAGCGGGGAGGUCCACGACAUCGUUAGCCAAAAGGGAGAAGAUGUACAGACUGUCAACAUCGACGCCAAGAAAGAGACGAGCUCCCCACAGGAAGGGAGUGAAAGCGAAGAGCCAGUCGUUUGCCUAGACAAGAAACCAGUGAUCAUUAUUUUCGACGAGCCCAUGGACAUCCGGUCUGCCUAUAAGAGACUUUCCACCAUCUUUGAGGAAUGUGAUGAGGAAUUAGAGAGAAUGAUGACAGAGGAAAAGAUCGAGGAGGAGGAGGAAGAGGAGGAAAAUGGAGACCCCGUAGUCCACAGCGGCCCUUUUCAGAUGUCUCCUAAGAAGAUCGCCCCAGCCAGUCUUAGAACUGGACAGCAGGUGGAUACAAAAUUACAGCCUCACACCCUGGCAGCAGAGACCCAAAUCCCAGGAGGACAAGAAACAAAUACACCCCAGCUAAGCAAGUUCAGCCCCGCACACUCUCCAGAUUCAGAGCGCAAGGGGCAUGACGUGACCGAUGACCAGUUUGAAAGCCCCAAGAAAAAGUUCAAAUUCAAAUUCCCCAAAAAGCAACUUGCCGCUCUCACUCAAGCCAUUCGCACAGGAACCAAAACAGGGAAGAAGACGUUGCAGGUGGUAGUCUACGAAGAGGAGGAAGAGGAUGGUACUUUGAAACAGCACAAAGAAGCCAAGCGCUUUGAAAUCACUAGGUCUCAACCUGACGACACCCCUCAAACUAUGGCCAAGAGACAAGAGCAGCCUGGGGUUGAGAGCACCUCUCAGACUUCAAGAACUGAUGAAAUCAGGAAAAAUACCUACAGGACCCUGGACAGCCUGGAGCAGACCAUUAAACAGCUCGAGAACACGAUCAGUGAAAUGAGCCCCAAAGCCCUAGUCGAUACCUCAUGUUCCUCCAACAGAGAUUCUGUUGCAAGCUCAUCCCACAUGUCCCAGGAGGCUUGUCCCCGGCCCUUGCUAGUUCCGGAUGAAGUUCCCACUGUCCUAGAGCCCCCCACGUCAAUACCUUCAGCUUCACGUAAGGGCUCCAGCGGGACCCCGCAGACCAGCAGGAUGCCAGUCCCCAUGAGUGCCAAGAAUAGACCCGGCAGCCUGGACAAGCCCGGCAAGCAGUCCAAACUGCAGGACCCCCGCCAAUACCGUCAGGCUAAUGGAAGUGCUAAGAAAGCUGGUGGGGACUUUAAGCCUACUUCCCCCUCCUUACCCGCUUCUAAGAUUCCAGCCCUUUCUCCCAGCUCCGGGAAAAGCAGUUCUCUGCCCUCCUCUAGCGGUGACAGCUCUAACCUCCCUAAUCCAUCUGCUCCUAAACCGUCGGUUACUUCUAACCCUCUCAGCCCCCAAACAGGACCACCUGCUCACUCUACCUCCCUCAUCCCUUCCGUCUCUAAUGGCUCCUUAAAGUUUCAGAGCCCCACUCAUACAGGUAAAGGUCACCAUCUUUCAUUCUCACUGCAGAGUCAAAAUGGCCGAGCACCCCCUCCUCCCUCUUCCUCCUCCUCCCCUCCAUCCCCUGCCUCCUCCAUCUCACUGAACCAAGGUGCCAAGGGCGUCAGGACCAUCCACACUCCUAGCCUCACCAGCUACAAGGCACAGAACGGAAGUUCAAGCAAAGGCACCCCAUCCACAGCAAAGGAAACCUCUUAAAGGCCAAAUCUUUUUAGGC